Brassica rapa (field mustard) is the source of this 2791-nucleotide messenger RNA. Its product is annotated as COP1-interactive protein 1. Gene Ontology annotation, molecular function: structural constituent of cytoskeleton. Lineage: Eukaryota; Viridiplantae; Streptophyta; Magnoliopsida; Brassicales; Brassicaceae. The record is from RefSeq and is a predicted model, not a curated record. Gene Ontology annotation, cellular component: cytoskeleton.
GCAAAACAAAAUUAGUGUAACUUGGAGGUCCAUAUAUAUGUACGUAUACCACGUGGGAGGGUUAACAGCCUAAACUGGAUGAAUGGAUACUGAGCCAAAUACGUCCCUUGGCCCAAUACAUCAACGAUAGAUCAUAUAUAAUUGGGUAUUUUCGUAAUUAUAACGAAACUUGAAUGGCGUUUGAGAAAACAAGUGGUGCCAAAUUUUGAAGGGAAAUUGCAAGACAAAAAGAAACACCUCCUUUUGAUCAAAAAAAAAGAAAAAAGAAACACCUCCUAAUUUUGUAAUUAUGUUUUUUUAUUUAUAUUUUUUUCUUAAAAAGUAUGGCACUUAUACUAUCAACCUCUCGUUUGAUCUGUGACUCUCAUCCCAUUUAGCUUAAAAACUAUUUUAUCUUCGAAUAGUCAGAUCGUUGUUUCAAUUUCAGUUUUCUCUGCCGGAAGGACGGACGGAGAAACAAUAUUAGAUCCUCCGGUCAAAAAUAGUCUCCAACUUCAGGUCUGCGUUAUAUUGUUUACUUUGGAACCCUAGAGAGUCGUGAAGCACAAGUAAGCUGCGAAAAGGAUGGAUAUGUCCUAUUAAUUGUUAGCUGAAAAGCUUGCUUGUGAAAAGGAUUUGAUGAAGAGUACUAGCUAGUUUCAAAUUAUGUUCUAUGUGCAUUGAUUCUAGGAUCAUAUGACGAUUCUCUUUUUUACUUACAUCCCAUGACGUUUCUGUUUACUUGCUUCUUUGUGUUUAUUUUUUUUAUAGAGCUUCUUCUUGCUUUUUUUUUUUUAAUUUCAGUUACAAUGUGUUUGUUACGUCCAUAUAAUUUUGCCACUUCAUAAUUGGAAAAUGUUCGUGUGGUCGAGAGGACUAGAUUCCAGUUUAUUCUCAAUGAAUUGAUUCAAGGAUCAUGUUGUAUUUUUCUUUUUCUAUUUUGGGUUAACUUGCAUGCCAAGUUAAAAGAAUGCUACUACUAUGUUUGUCUGUAUUCUAUCCAAAUAAUAAAUCGAAUUUGUUUCUUUUUUUUUUCUUCUCAGAGUUUCUUUUACCGUUUGAUCCUUCUUUUUCUGUGAUUAAGCUCCUGAGCAUUAUAAAUCAAAAAAUGGAGGAGGCAAAAGAAGAAGUGGAGAAGAAGGUUUCUACACUCUUGAAGUAUAUCCAAAACAAAAACAAGAUCCCAAAGGUUGCUAAGAAGGAGCUUGUUGGGAUCGUCAACGAUCUUCACGAGCAGUGUCAGCUGCUUUACUCUGUAUAUCAUCAUGAUUUGGAGAGUGGUGGAAGAAAAGGAAAACCGGCUGCUGCUGCUUCUUCAUCGAGGUCUAGUUCGGAUUUGGAUUACUUUUCUUCAGAGGAAGUAGAUAUCAGCACCGGUAAUGUUAGUGAAGCACUGAGCUCAGAUUAUGCGGCGAUGCUCAGAAAGAUACAAGAGACAGAGUCAACAAAUGAAGAUCUGAAGAGACAGGUGAGCAGUCUGAAACAGGAAAUGGAACAGGCGGGUAAUCUCAUAGGCAAGAGAAACGAGGACAGAGAGCAUUUGAUGACAAAAGGUGAAGUUGCAUUGUUGCGUAACCAGAAGGAUGAGUUAGCAUCGAAGCUGAAGAAAAAAACCGAUGAAGCUUCGGAGAUACAUAUGAAACUGAAGCGUUUGGAGGGAGAAAAAGAGAAGCGAGCUAAGGCCGAGAUGAAGAUUGUUGAAGAAAAGGAAGCUUUGAGGAACAAAGUUGAGAAACUUGACCAUCUUAGGGAAGAGAAUCACAAGAUGCAUGCAAGAAUAGUGGAGUUUGAUUCACUACAGAAGGAGAGACAGAUGAAAAACAUUGAUGAGAUUGAAGAUAAGAGUAAGAAACAAGAAGACACCAUUCACCGGCUAUCAAUGGAGAUCAAGGACCAAAAGAAACUUGUUAAAGAACAGAAAGACGUUAUUGACAAGUUCUCAGAGGAUCAGAAGCUGAUGAAACGUUGGUCCAUUGGUUCGAAGUUGAAUACCAAUCUUCUCGAGAGGAAAAUGGAGGAACUAUCUGAAGAUUUCCAGAUGAAAAUGGAAGAUCGUAUCCGGAUACUGUACAGGAGGAUCCAUGUAGCCGAACAAAUACACUUGGAGAGCAAGAACGAGUACAUGAACACACAAACACAAGGAAACAGAGGAGAUCUCACUGUCUCUGAAACCCAAUUCAAGAAAAUCAAAGAUAUAGUGGAGAAAGGGCUUGCCGGACCAGAGAUGGUAGUAAAGAAGCUUGAAGAAGGCGAUGAAUUAACGAACAAAGUCACAAGAUUAGCUAAAGAGAUUGAUUCAGCUAGAAAGUGGGUGCAUGAGAAGAACAGCAAGAUGAAGCAUGAGGUGGAAACUCUGGAAGCAAAGCUAGAGUGCAGUGAAGCACAAGAAACUCUGCUAAAGGAGAAGCUAUCGAAACUAGAGGGGAAGCUUGGAGAGGAAGGAACAGGGAAGAUGAGUGUAGAAAAGGCUAUGAGAAGAAUCAAAAAGCUUGAGAUUAAUGUGAAGGAGAGAGAUGUUGAGUUGAUGUGUUUGGGAGAAGAGAAGAGAGAAGCCAUAAGGCAACUCUGUGUCUUGGUUGAUUAUCAACGUUGUCGAUAUGAUGAUCUCAAAACAUCCAUUUGUAAGGUUGCCCUUCAAGCAUAAACUUCUCUUCUUCUUUUGUUCUUUGUUUUUCUGGGUCUUUACAAUUUGUAUAUAUUAUAACUCUAAAAACACUGUAUAUAUGUUGAAAGAUUUGAAUAUUUUUCAUUGAUGUAAAUAAAUAUUUUUGUAAACAAACAUAUUCCUACUUAAUAAAUCUUUUCAUUUGUU